AUGGCCUCGAGAACUGAUGCACGGUUGUUAAAAACGACCAAAUUCCCACCGGAAUUUAGCAAGAAAGUGGACAUGCAGAAAGUGAACCUCGGCGUUAUGAAGAAAUGGAUCGCCAGCCGCAUUUCCGAGAUUCUAGGAAACGAGGAUGACGUCGUCAUCGAAAUGUGCUUCAAUCUAGUCGAGGGACCUAGAUACCCCGAUAUCAAAGCACUCCAGAUCCAGCUUACCGGAUUCCUCGACAAAGACACGGCGCCAUUCUGCAAAGAACUAUGGAAGCUGUUCCUCAGCGCGCAGGAUAGCCCUCAAGGCGUCCCGAAAGAGCUGCUAGAAGCCAAGAAGCUCGAACUUAUGCAAGAAAAGCUGGAGCAGGGGAAAGUGGUCGACGAUUCUAGAAAGCGCCGUGAUGAACCCGACCGACACCGCGAGAUCGAGGCGAUAACCGCCAAGGGCGCUGGAAUGACCGUGGGUUCGACAACCGUGGGGGACCUAGACCUGCACAGCGAUCUCGAUCUCCCGAUGCCCGACGCGGCGGACCCAGGGCUCCCUACAAUGGCGAUAGCUACGUGCCGCGCGCACGUGAUGGACCGCAACAUGGACGAGGACGAGACCGCCGACCUCGGCGCUCGCCUUCCACUUCCUCGUCCAAGCGAUCGAGCUCGUCAUCGCGCAGCCGCUCCCGAUCUCCAGCCCCGCGCCGAAGAAGAUACUCGCCGCGACGUGAGAACAAGCAACGCAAGCGAUCGAGAUCCCGAUCCCGAUCACGCUCGCUGCGACGUGAUGCAGAUCGAUCUGGCCGACGUGGAGACAGCGUUAGGUCACCUGCUGCGAAGAGGCUCCUCUGCAUCUGCAUCGCCUGGCCGUGGUUGA
Molecule: messenger RNA, 867 nt
Organism: Akanthomyces muscarius
Lineage: Eukaryota; Fungi; Ascomycota; Sordariomycetes; Hypocreales; Cordycipitaceae
Exons: 6
Coding region: 1-867 (288 amino acids)
Biological process (GO): regulation of mRNA splicing, via spliceosome; mRNA processing
Cellular component (GO): spliceosomal complex
Molecular function (GO): RNA binding
Source: RefSeq, a predicted model, not a curated record